AUUUCCACCAGAACAAUUUCACAGCAACGUUAAUGAGAUCACGUACACUCAACUUGACAUUGAAAUAAAUUUUGAAUGUUUGCGCAAUAUUUAGAGAGAUUUAAAUUUAAUUGCAUUCAACAUAGUUUUUGUUGUCAUAUUAUAAUUAUUUAUUGAUAGUUUGAUCGUUAAAUAUUUUUUGCUUUUGUUUUCACUUAUGUACGAGCAAACGUAUUACGCAAACAUUAAUAUCAUCAGUUUUGAUAGCAGUUAAAGUGUUAAGCAAACAACAUCAAGUUACGCUAACAACAAAAUAAGUUCAUUAUCAAUCAACGGGCUUUUCGUAUGUCCACCCGAACAUAAUCUCAUUACUGGGUCCGAGUAAGUACCGAGUUUGAGACAUCCGGCUGCGCGUUGCAGUACGAAAAUAACCGCACAAAAAUUAAAAUUUGUCAAUAUAGUGCAUCAUUAAUGUGCUGCAAACUUCAGUCCAAUUAAAAGAGUGACAUUUACUGUUUGUUAAAACACGCUUUUAAGUAAGUAGACGAGGAUAAAUCAUGGGUGAUCAAAAUAACUUGGCGCUGGGCAUCGACAUUGGGACUACUUCGGUAAAAGUGUGCAUUGUUAACACGGACACCAAUGAAAUUAUCGCCAAGCAUGGCAAGGACACUCAAGCGAAUGUGCCCAGCGACCAAGGUACCGAUGGUAACAAACAAGAUGUGCCAAAAAUCAUCUCAGCGCUUAAUACUUGCGUGGCCAAACUCAACAAAGAUUUAUUGAGACAAAUUAAAAAGAUUGGUGUUUGUGGUCAAAUGCAUGGUGUGAUGUUAUUUAAUCAUACAAGCGAAGCACCAGCUUGGGACCGCCAUGAACGUGAUGGAGCCUUGAUUCGUUACGAUGUCGUUCAAAAAAAUGUCUCUAAUUUGUAUACGUGGCAAGAUAGUCGAUGCGAUUCCGAAUUUAUGGCGAAUUUACCAACGGCACAAAGCCAUCUUGCAACUUAUACUGGAUAUGGUAUUGCGACAUUGUUUUGGAUGGCCAAAAAUAAACCUGAUAAACUGCAACGUUACAAUUGUGCGUCGACAAUACAAGAUUUCGCAGUAAUGAUGCUAUGUAAUCUACAGAAACCUAUUACCUCGGUACAAUUAGCCGCUAGUUGGGGUUAUUUUGAUUGUAAAAACAGCAGCUGGAAUCUAGAGAUACUGGAAACUGGUGGAUUUCCAAUGAAUUUGCUACCUGAUGUUGUCGAAAGCGGGCAAGUAGCGGGCGAAUUAGCAGACAAUUGGCACACGAUCCCAAAAGGCACCCCUGUGGGGGUCGCAUUGGGGGAUUUACAAUGCUCGGUAUUAUCUACAAUUGAAAAUUUUAAAGACGCUGUUUUGAAUAUUUCAACUUCAGCGCAAAUGACAUACGUUGUUGAGAACUUUGAACCCACUAAUGACGCGCCUGUUGUGCGCCCGAUUGAAUAUUUUCCGUAUUUUGAUGGUAAAUAUUUAGCCGUUGCGGCAUCCCUCAAUGGCGGAAAUGCUUUAGCUACAUUUGUUAAAACUCUACAGCAAUGGUGCAUGGAAUUGGGAUUUCCUGUACCACAAGCUAAAGUUUGGGAUAAAUUGAUGGAAUUAGCCGCAUCUGCGGAAACUGAUAUGGUGAUUCAACCGACGAUUUUGGGCGAGCGCUACAUGCCUGAUUUGACAGCUUCAGCUACAAACAUCACCAUUGGAAAUAUUGGUCUUGGACAAGUGUUUCGCUCGAUGUGCCAAGGAUUGUUGCACAACUUGCAUGGCAUGAUGCCUCGCGACACGCUGAUUGAAGCAGAGAUUACACGGAUUGUCGGCAAUGGAUCGGGCUUAUCUAGAAAUAAAGUGUUACAGCAGGAGGUACUGCAGUUAUAUCAACUGCCAUUGGUGUUCACAAGCGGUGGAGACGCCGCAAAAGGUGCCGCAAUGGCAAUGAAAUAAAUAGCAACGAAUAAAAUAUAAUUACGAAUGAACAAGGAGUGAUAACGCGGUAUUACACAGAAAUUAUGCAUAGAAAACAAUAGCAAAUAUGCCUUAAGCAUGCCUUACAACAAGAACAUCCAAUAUUUAUAAAGUUUGUUGUUAAAUUGUUAAAUUUAGACAUUGUUGAGUAAAUAAUAAUGGUUAUCUCACACAUAAUUAACAAAUGCACCAAAACCAGACGUUAUAUAAUAAUGUAAUACGUUAUUCGUAGAGAUUUAUAGAGAUUCAUGGAGAGUAAAUGAAUAUUUAAGUAUUAAUAAGUAUAAAGUAGAAGAACAAUAACAGCAAACUCCAAAAUGGCGACAAUUUCAAAAUGAACUAGCUGUGAUUUAAAAUCGAAACAUAUCCAGGCCGGUCCAAGCAAUCCAAGAAAAAAUAAAUGCUUUAUAAAAUACAGAAAUCAAUAUUUAAAGCA
Dalotia coriaria is the source of this 2394-nucleotide messenger RNA. Its product is annotated as sedoheptulokinase-like. Gene Ontology annotation, biological process: glycerol metabolic process; phosphorylation. The transcript is spliced from 5 exons. Gene Ontology annotation, cellular component: cytosol. Gene Ontology annotation, molecular function: sedoheptulokinase activity. NCBI's taxonomy places the organism in Eukaryota, Metazoa, Arthropoda, Insecta, Coleoptera, Staphylinidae. Bases 537 to 1937 code for a protein of 466 amino acids. The record is from RefSeq and is a predicted model, not a curated record.